Molecule: messenger RNA, 2164 nt
Organism: Amaranthus tricolor (Joseph's coat)
Lineage: Eukaryota; Viridiplantae; Streptophyta; Magnoliopsida; Caryophyllales; Amaranthaceae
Product: probable protein S-acyltransferase 1
Exons: 6
Coding region: 333-1637 (434 amino acids)
Biological process (GO): peptidyl-L-cysteine S-palmitoylation; protein targeting to membrane
Cellular component (GO): endoplasmic reticulum; Golgi apparatus
Molecular function (GO): protein-cysteine S-palmitoyltransferase activity
Source: RefSeq, a predicted model, not a curated record
CAAUCAUUGAUUCAUUGGUCACCUUGACAUACUAUGCCAAUCCCCUAAAUUUGAGGCAUCUUCAUCCAUAGGAAACCGUUAGGUACAAUUCUGGAACACAAUUUGAGACAGAAAGAGAGGCAAAUUUCUUCGUGACAAAUUUUCAUUCAAAAUUCUUGAAUUCCCAGGAGGAAAGAAGAAAAAUACCCAACAAUGAUUAGCAGGGGAAGAUUAUAAUAGCUAGAUCAAAGAUUUCAUCUUCCCUUUGCUGCAUUGCCUACCAAGUGUAUGAUCAAAUUCCCAAGAGAAAAUGUUUUAUAUACUAACAAAGCUAUGAUUUUGAUGGGUGUAAGAUGACAGACAUGGCCGAUGACAACAAAAGGAUUACAAGUAAUCGAAAUAGUAUGCCUCCUGAUGGACUUGCUCCAUGGAAUUAUGGGUCUCAAUCUAUGCAAUCAAUACGUUCCACGAAACCUGAGAGGCUCUAUAAAGUUUGGCCUGGCAACAAUAAAUUUCUUUGUGGUGGGAGAUUGGUACUUGGCCCUGAUGCGGGAUCCCUGUAUUUAUCCUCAUUUUUGAUAGGAUGUCCAGCUUUUACUUUUUGUAUAAGGAUGCUCGUUAGGAUCAAAGAACAUGAUCCCCUCUAUGGAUAUGGGGUGCUGACCACAGGUGUCGUUCUCACUUUUAUGGAUUUGUUGUUUCUUUUCAUGACCUCUGCUCGAGAUCCAGGAAUAGUUCCAAGAAACAAUAGAUUAACAGAAGAGGACGAUUUUGAUAGAUCUUCAUCAUUGGAUUUGGUUGCGGGAAAGUCUUCUAGUCUAAGGAUUCCGCGUACUAAGGAUGUACCAGUUAAUGGCUACAUUGUUAAAGUCAAGUUUUGUGAUACUUGUAGGCUAUAUCGUCCACCCCGUGCUUCUCAUUGCUCAAUAUGCAACAAUUGUGUGCAGAAAUUUGAUCAUCACUGCCCAUGGGUGGGUCAGUGUAUCGGACUGCGCAAUUACCGUUCCUUCAUCUUCUUCAUAACUACUUCAACGUUCUUGUGCAUGUAUGUCUUUACAUUCUCGUUGGUCAAUCUUCUUCGGAAAAAGGGAGGCCUUUUGCUUUCUAUGUCACACGACAUUACAUCAGUCAUUCUGGUUGUUUACUGCUUUAUAGCUGUUUGGUUUGUUGGUGGGCUUACGGUCUUCCACUUCUAUUUGAUGUCAUCCAACCAGACCACGUACGAGAACUUCCGGUACCGGUAUGACAAGGACAAAAACCCCUAUAACUUUGGCCUGAUCAACAAUCUAAAACAGUUUUUCAUGACCAAAACGCCACCUUCAGCUAUCAAUUUCAGAGAGUUGGUGCUUGUUGAAGAUGUUUAUAUACCUGAGACCCCAAGCUCCACUGAAAGUUUUUCUGGGUUCAGAAAUAAUUUGGAUCUUGCAAUGAUACAAGGACUAACAAAAAACGGUAGUGUGGCGCUUCCAAGCGUUCUGCAGAACUUAGAUUAUGCUGAUAUUGAUGACAAGUAUAAGAAGCAAGUAGGUAAUGUAGGGACUUCAAGGGAUCUUGUAAUGUUUGCCCUAGGACAAGCUUCUGCACAACAAGGACACCAAGUCACAGUUCGAGAUGCUGCUGCCACGGAGAACAGAGCUGAACACGAUGAUGCUCGUUAGACUGCUGUGUGAACCCUAGUUGAAGGUUAUGACAGAUCCAUGUAGAAUCAAGUGAGGAUUGUACACAAAAAUGAACUUCUUUUGACAGCAUUACAACAGGAUUAUGACCUAAAGAGACAUUGUGUAUGUGUUAAUUUAAUCAAGAGGCUUGUUUGGUGAUCGGACGACGAAGGAAAAGACUAAUCAGUCAUCUACAACAUGAAGAAUGAGUUCUGAAUUAUGAUGGCACUAACUGCAGAAUGUAAAUCAGAAUGAAGACUGCUAUUAUGCAGUUUUACCUUACCUUAUAUCUUGUUUGAAUUCUUUAUUGGUACAUAUUUCUCCCUUUUAAGACCCAAUUUGUAUAUUUUAUACUUAGAUUUAUUUGUCAAGGUUUUUGUCAGAUAAAACAUAAUACAUAGGUAGAAAGUUGAUUUUGGAGGUGUUCUUUUGUGAUGGGCAUAUUGUUGCAAAUGUGCACAAGAUUGUAAAUAUUUUACAACGUUUCAUUAUUUUAAUGUCAUUGAGUGACUUGCAUUAAAGUGAAA